UGGACACAGCCGUGGCGUAUAAAACCUACCGGCACAUUUUCUUUCGGCGUCAAAAGAAGCAACCGGUGUGGAGGAGUUUCCUCGGGUGUGAACCGCAGUUGACAUCUGGUUGCAGGAUAACACGGGAGGGGAAACUACAACACAAAAUAGAGCGAUAUAAAAGUAGAGUUGUACUGAUGCUGGGACGUUGUAGAAACGCUUAGAAAUAUUUCAGUGUAGGCUACUCCGGCUGCCCAAUGCUUCUACAUCAGUUCAUGAACGGAGCCCUGGACGUCAUGCAUCCAACCUCGCUGCAAAAAGACACAACUUUUACCAAGAUCUUUGUCGGCGGGCUGCCGUACCACACGAAUGAUGCAUCACUCAGAAAAUACUUCGAGGCCUUCGGGGACAUUGACGAGGCUGUUGUGAUAACGGACAGACAGACCGGUAAAUCCCGAGGAUACGGCUUUGUAACGAUGACAGACAGAGGAGCUGCAGAGAGAGCAUGCAAGGAUCCCAACCCCAUAAUCGAUGGCAGGAAAGCCAACGUGAACCUGGCCUACCUGGGGGCUAAACCCCGCAGCAUACAGACAGGCAUAUCCAUCGGAGUGCAGCCCAUUCACCCAGCACUCAUCCAGAGGCAGUAUGGGAUGGCCCAGCCAUACGUCUACCCACAAGCCUUUGUGCAGCCCAGCUUGGUCCUGCCCACUCAGGUGUCCAGCUCUGUCAGCAGCAGCCCCUACCUAGACUACAGCGCAGCCUACACUCAGUACGCCCAGGCAGCCUUUGAGCAGCAGUACCCGUAUGCUGCCUCCCCAGCAGGCUUCCUGGGCUACAGCUACGCCACCAGCCCCACAGCCAACGCUGGACAAGCCACCGCCGCCACAGCUCCGGCCACCGUCCAUCCCAGCCUCUCGUCCGCCACUGGACCUGGCCAAGCCUUCCUGCACUACGCCCCACAGCAGCACAUCCAACCGGACCGCAUGCAGUGAGCCGGGGAAGGAAGCAGAGUAGAAGGAGCGGUGCAGGAGGAGGAGGAGGAGGAGGAAGGGGUAUUGGUUUCGGACCUUUGGACAGAGGAUGGCAAACACCCUAUGGGGUCCCCCAGCUAUAUUUAGCAGGGGCUUUCAGGAAAAAGGGUGGGACUAUUGCACUGCGAUCUGGAUGAGCCCUUUGCUCAUUGGUAAAAGGGUUCAAAGAAAAUAGGGGGUGGGAGGUAGACUGUUUUGGUUCAGGUGGGGAAGCUAAGCAGCAUAAAGUAUGUGGUCGCUUCCAAGGGCUUCCAGAAGCUGACACUUCAUUUUUUAUUAUUAUUAUUUUUAUUAUUUCUAUCGUCAUUUAUUAUUGUAUUAAUGUCAUUGUCAAUGUUUGUUUGUAUGCUAUUAUUAUCAAUGUUACUAUGUUGUUGGCUCAAUCAGUGGAAGUUAUGUGUGUCCAAGGUACAUUGAGAGGUUUGUGGGACAUGCUCUUUCCUCCUGCCUCCAGAGUCGGGAGUUGAAGGGAACUGCUGCUUUAGGACGCUGGGGGUUCGAGUCGGAGAUGGGGGUUCAGGGGGAAGACAGGUUGGGUGAUCUGGAGAGGCAGAAAAGCGGCCUCUCUGUGGACCCUCCAUCCUGCUGCCAUCCCCAGUGAGGUAGAGCAUUCAGUGUGAACAAACCUGCAGCUUUCAGUUCCACACAGGACAACAAAAGAUUUAACCUCAAUGAUUUACGACUGUGGUGUCAGGACUACACAUUUAUUUUUUUUAGAAAUUCUUUUUAAUUAAAGAGGCCUUAAAAAAAAAAGAAACUUCUUUUUGAACAUCCUGAUUUUUGUAUGUGCUCUCCCCACCACAGAACCAAGUGCAGACAGUCCUACAUAACUGACCUUUCAGCUGUCAGUGACUUUAUCUGGCUCACUUGGGUCUUUAGAAUUUCAAAUGGAUGUAGAUAAUCACAUGCAGUAUGUGGGCGAUGGGGACCAGGAGCGCUGUGUAUAGAUGUUAUAAGGUAGCUGACACUGGGCUCAAACACCAGUGUAUUUUUUUUUUUUUUUCUCACUGAGAUUUUCACAAACUGUUGUGCCCGAAAGGACAUUCAUGUACAGCAAAUGUUUUAUGUCAUCAAGUACAUUUACAAUAUUUAUAUUUAGGUAUUUAUAUGAGGUACUAAGUUAAAAUAGCCUUUUUUUUGUUACUCUGACUAGUUGUGUAACUGAUGUCGUUCAACCUGCAGAGACAUUCCUGCAGGUUCACAGGUGUUGUAUUCAUUUUGUUGCCAUGUCGAUGGAUCUGGUGCACAGCAACAACUUCAGUCAAUACUUGUUUGUAGAAUCUUUGACCGGUUGGAUCAGAAAUUCUAGAUUUCUUUUUUCGAUAAAAAUGUCUUUUACAGUCCCUUCAAAGAAGCCAUACGUAAAAAUGAAAAAUAAAAAUAAAGACUUUGUAAUUGAA
Messenger RNA from Labrus mixtus (cuckoo wrasse), 2410 nucleotides. Its product is annotated as RNA-binding protein 38-like. The transcript is spliced from 4 exons. NCBI's taxonomy places the organism in Eukaryota, Metazoa, Chordata, Actinopteri, Labriformes, Labridae. The coding region runs from base 237 to 971 and encodes 244 amino acids. Gene Ontology annotation, cellular component: cytosol. Gene Ontology annotation, molecular function: RNA binding. The record is from RefSeq and is a predicted model, not a curated record.